Arachis ipaensis is the source of this 1344-nucleotide messenger RNA. NCBI's taxonomy places the organism in Eukaryota, Viridiplantae, Streptophyta, Magnoliopsida, Fabales, Fabaceae. The record is from RefSeq and is a predicted model, not a curated record.
AAAUGGUGCCGCUUUUCAAAACAAAUAGAGACCAAAGGAAGCCUCAUCUUCGUUAAGAUGGGAACAAUGGCGUGUCUCACUUUCACUUCCUGUAUUGGGUUCCUCGAUUCAAUCCAACUCUCUCGCUCACCUUCUGCAAAGUUGACAUCUUUUUCGGUAUCUAAAGCAACCUAUUUGCGGGUUUCACAAGAUGCAUUCUCACCCACUCAAGAAUCACACUCUAAUUCUAACCCUGUAAUUGGAAACCAUGACUUGCUCAUUGUGGGUCCUGGGGUUCUUGGUCGUUUGGUAGCUCAGAAUUGGAGAGAGGAAAACCCGAGUUGUCAAGUUUAUGGACAAACAAUGACUAGUGAUCAUCACAAAGACUUGAUUCAAUUGGGGAUUAACCCCUCCUUGAAUUGGACAGAAGGUACCCACAAGUUUUCAAAUAUAAUUUAUUGUGCUCCACCUUCCCGGACCCCAGACUAUGCGGGUAAUGUUAGGCUAGCUGCAUUAAGCUGGAAUCGUGAAGGUUCUUUUGUAUUUACAUCAAGCUCUGCUCCAUACAAUUGUAAUGAUAACGGAUCAUGUAAUGAGGAUUCUCCAGUUGUGCCAAUUGGGAGGAGCCCUAGAGUUGAUGUCCUCCUUAAAGCUGAAAACGUGGUACUAGAAUCUGGUGGUUGUGUUCUAAGAUUAGCAGGGCUUUAUAAAGCAGAUAGAGGUGCGCACAACUAUUAUUUAGAAAAGGGCGUUGUUGAUAGUCGUCCUGAUCACAUCCUGAAUCUUAUACAUUACGAGGAUGCAGCUUCCCUUGCAGUUGCAAUUUUGAAGAAGAAUCCUCGUGGAAAGAUUUUCUUGGGUUGCGAUAAUCACCCGUUAUCUAGGCAAGAAAUGAUGGAUCUAGUCAAUGCAAGUGGGAAGUUCAGUAAAAAGUUUGAUAAAUUUACUGGAACUAACGACCCUCUAGGUAAGAGAUUAAACAAUACAAGAACCUGCCACGAAGUUGGGUGGGAACCAAAGUACUCUAGCUUUGCUCAUUUUCUUGAUACCAUGUGACAGAUUCUUUAGAAUGUGUUUGAGUUUUGAUUUUGGAGAAAACAGAAGAGAAGAAAGGUCUGAAGAGUAAAUUCUUCCGCCCAAAUCAAACCAAUUUAUAUUAACAAUGUUUAUUAUUAUCUAAAGCAACAGUGGAAAGUUUUCAUGCAUAUGUCUAAACUCUGGUAGUAUGCAAACCUUCCCAAUUCUUCACUUUCGAUGCUGUGUGUAUUAUGUAUAGGAUGCUGAUCAGUUGUUGAAUUGUUUUAAGAGUUAGUUAUUUUAUCAUUUUCGCAAUGCAUGUUGUAGUACAUGCAACAAGUUUGUGCU